CUUGGGGUUUUGCGAUCCCUACGUCCAAAUGCCAUAUCGAAGACAUUCCAAAUAUCUCGGUGAGUUCCAAUGCGGGGCGGCGUAUCUCGAAGAGUACAACAAAUUAUGAGACCCAAACUUCACAAGGACUCCUAUUACCUCGACCUCUUGCACCUUUGCAAAACCACCGACAACAUAAAAAAAACCCACGCGCAGGUUGUUGUCGGUGGCCACGAACAACACCCAUUCAUCGCCACAAAACUCGUUGACAAGUACGGGCACCUCGGUGGUUCCAACCUCGACCACGCGCGCAAGGUGUUCGACAAUUUGUCCGAACCAGAUGUUUUCUGUUGGAACGUCGUCAUCAAGGGUUACGCCAAUGUGGGUCCCUUCGUUGAAGCCUUGAAGGUUUACGAUGAUAUGCGUUGGAGUGGCACCACCCCGAACCGUUACACUUACCCUCUUGUGCUCAAGGCUUGUUGCGCCGAGAGAGCCACUCAUAAGGGUCGAGUGAUUCAUGGGCAUGCUGUGAAGUGUGGAUUGGAUUUGGAUUUGUACGUUGGCAAUGCCCUUGUAGCUUUUUAUGCCAAGUGUGAAGAGGUUCAGGUGUCUAGAAAAGUGUUUGAUGAAAUUCCUCAAAGAGACAUUGUUAGUUGGAAUUCCAUGAUUUCGGGAUAUACCACGAAUGGAUAUAUGGAUGAAGCUAUUAGGCUCUUCUAUGAUAUGUUUAGGGAUGAAGAUAUUGGUGGUCCUGAUCAUGCCACUCUUGUAACCGUUCUUCCCGCGUUUACUCGGGUUGCAGAUGUUCAUGCAGGGUAUUGGAUUCAUUCUUAUGUUGUGAAGACAGGGAUGGAACUUGAUCCUGCUGUUGGUAGUGGUCUUAUAUCAUUGUACGCGAAUUGUGGCCAUAUAAGCAUGGCAAGAGCCAUAUUUGACAAGAUUUCUGAUAGAAAUAUUGUAGUGUGGAAUGCGAUAAUUAGGUGCUAUGGGAUGCAUGGUGUUACACAGGAGGCACUCGGUUUGUUCCAUGAAAUGGUUGAGGUGGGUUUGCGCCCUGACGGCAUUGUGUUUUUGUGUUUGUUAUCUGCUUGCAGUCAUGCGGGUUUGCUUGAGCAAGGGUGGAACCUUUUUCAUGCCAUGGAAACUUAUGGGGUGGCAAAAACUGAGGCGCAUUAUGCUUGCAUUGUGGAUCUGUUGGGGAGAGCUGGAGAUUUGGAGAAAGCGAUGGAGUUUAUUCAGUCUAUGCCUAUCCAACCAGAGAAAAAUGUUUAUGGUGCAUUGUUGGGUGCUUGUAGAAUCCAUGAAAAUAUAGUGCUUGCUGAAUUGGCUGCAGAGAAGUUGUUUGUUUUGGAUCCCAAAAAUGCUGGGCGUUACGUGAUUCUAGCACAGAUGUAUGAAGAUGCAGGUCAAUGGCAGGACGCUGCCAGAGUGAGGAAGGUAGUCAAGGAGAAAGAAAUCAAGAAGCCGGCUGGGUAUAGCUCUGUGGAGCUGGAAUCAGGUCAUACAAAAUUUGGAGUAAAUGAUGAGACUCAUCCAUUUACAACACAGAUCUUUCAGACCUUGCUAAGCUUAGAUAGAAUAAUGGGGAAAGAGGCUCCCAUUCAAUGUGAUGCCAUUAUGUAGGAAAUGGUGGAUAGCAUGUAUACUAAACCAAGGGAAAGGGACACACCAUCGCCAUCAUGCUAAUAAGUUACCAAAACAACCUCGACUUCGCACAUUUUUAUGAUUUUUUUACCCAACAUGUACAUUUUAUAAGGUUAGAAAGCAUCCCUAACUUUUCCAUAUUCUUCCGAAUGUUAUUUAGCGAGAGCUGAUUGUUACAUCUUUGUCCUCAGAGAUGAUCAUGAAUUACACAAGCUGUUCUAUAAUAGGAGUUAACCAAUAUUGGUAAAUAAUCGUUAGUAGAAGUGUCUCUUCCUGACAAAUACCAAUGAUUAGACUUCAACAGGGUUGUUUCAUUGUGCCCUAACAUACUAGUAUGAAUGAUAGAUUUAUGUACAUUCGAAGCUUGUAACUUGUUUAAGGUUUCACGCCAGGAUUGUUAAUUAUUCGAUACUGAUUUAGAAUACCCUGCCAUGUGAUCAAAUAAAUACAGCAAAUAAAAUGGUGAUCGAUGAUUUCCUUCGUGACAGUGGGUAAUACGGAGCAAAACAGAUCAAUAUUUUGAAUAUAACAUACUUUUAGUGCCUGUCUGUUUUGUUAUUAGAAAAUUAAUUCUUAUAAUUUUUAAUAAAAAUGUCAAUUUUAAUAACAAUUUAUGGUUAAGAUUAAUUUUUGUCACACCUUAUUUAUAUUUAAGGUUUAAAAUUCAAUUCUAUUAAAGUUAAUUGUAUUCAACUUUAAAACAAACAAAUCUUUAGUUGCAAAAUUAGAGGGAAAUUUUAAUUGCCAAUGUGGUGACGAUUUAACGUGUUAAAAUGCAAUUAAAUUAAUUUGACUGAAAUUUGAUCUUAAUAUCACGUAGUUCCAAAAAGAAUUUGUUGAGUUGUUUCACUUGAGGAUAAUAAGUAGUUAGACAUAUGUUGCACUAUAAGGAAAUAGAUUUAGAUAUUGAAUUGGUAACGGAUAAAUUUUUUGCAUAGAUAAUUGAUAUAUUAUCAUUAGUCUAUUAACUGUUAGAAACUUGGUAUUUAUAUUAAUUGAUCAAUCUUUAAUCAACAAAAAAUAUGUUAACAGAUUGCAUAUAUUAAUAUGUUA
Abrus precatorius (Indian licorice) is the source of this 2676-nucleotide messenger RNA. RefSeq names its product pentatricopeptide repeat-containing protein At3g46790, chloroplastic-like. Gene Ontology annotation, molecular function: protein binding; RNA binding. Gene Ontology annotation, biological process: RNA modification. The transcript has a single exon. The coding region runs from base 70 to 1602 and encodes 510 amino acids. NCBI's taxonomy places the organism in Eukaryota, Viridiplantae, Streptophyta, Magnoliopsida, Fabales, Fabaceae. The record is from RefSeq and is a predicted model, not a curated record.